Manis javanica (Malayan pangolin) is the source of this 3159-nucleotide messenger RNA. It is a transcript of the gene MACROD2, whose product is annotated as mono-ADP ribosylhydrolase 2. Gene Ontology annotation, cellular component: nucleoplasm. Gene Ontology annotation, biological process: purine nucleoside metabolic process; peptidyl-glutamate ADP-deribosylation; DNA damage response. Gene Ontology annotation, molecular function: ADP-ribosylglutamate-[protein] hydrolase activity. Lineage: Eukaryota; Metazoa; Chordata; Mammalia; Pholidota; Manidae. The record is from RefSeq and is a predicted model, not a curated record.
UUAGGUUAGCGCGAGGCGUGACCUAGUUGACAGGCUUUGAGGUGCUGCUGUGGCGGCGGCCGCGGGGCUGAGGCGGGUGGGAGCCGAAGCCUAGCGAGGGCAGAGGGAGGAGGGCGGCGACCAGAGAGCUGAGAACGGCGCGGGACGCGGAGCCUCUCGCACUUUUUCUCUCCCGAGUGCCUCCUCCCACCCCUCCCACUCCACACACACCCUGUUUGCCCGUGAGCCUGGGGAACUUGCAGCUUAAAGCCAGCCACCCCCACGGCAACAUGUAUCCCAGCAACAAGAAGAAAAAGGUGUGGAGAGAGGAAAAAGAACGUUUACUGAAGAUGACCUUAGAGGAGAGACGCAAAGAAUACAUAAGGGACUAUGUUCCCCUGAACACCAUCCUGUCGUGGAAGGAGGAGAUGAAGUGCAAGAGCCAAAAUGACGCAGAAAAUACUCAGGAAGCAUCCCAGGUAAAGAAGAGUUUGAGCGAAAAAGUUUCUCUCUAUAGAGGUGACAUCACAUUGCUAGAGGUAGAUGCUAUAGUCAAUGCCGCAAAUGCCAGUCUUCUUGGAGGAGGAGGUGUGGAUGGCUGCAUUCACAGAGCAGCUGGCCCCUGUUUGCUAGCUGAGUGUCGUAACCUGAAUGGCUGUGAUACCGGACAUGCAAAAAUCACAUGUGGCUAUGACCUGCCUGCAAAAUAUGUCAUCCAUACCGUAGGGCCAAUAGCCAGAGGCCAUAUUAAUGGGUCCCACAAGGACGACCUUGCAAAUUGCUAUAAAUCAUCUCUAAAGCUGGUGAAAGAAAAUAACGUCCGAUCAGUUGCAUUUCCCUGCAUCUCUACAGGCAUUUAUGGCUUUCCUAAUGAGCCUGCUGCAGUCAUUGCCCUCAGCACCAUCAAGGAAUGGCUGGCCAAGGAUCAUCAUAAGAUGGAUCGGAUCAUCUUCUGUGUCUUCUUAGAAGUUGACUUCAAAAUUUACAAAAAGAAAAUGAGUGAGUUUUUCCCUGUAGAUGGUAAUAAAGAAGAAGAUGUUGACAUGAAAGAAGAUUCAGAUGAGAAUGGUCCAGAGGAAAAGCGAAGUGCUGAAGACGUGGAAGGGCAUAGCCAAGAAGCAGAAGGAGUCAGUGCCGCUGCUGUGCCCAGCCCUGCUUCAGAAGAGGCAGCUGAAGUCUGUAAAGAUCAAGACUCUGCAAAGGAUGACAGUGUUACAAAAGAGAGUGAAGUCACAGAUCAUUCUUUGGGUGACCAAGAUCAUCCCAAUGGACAAGAGAAUGACUCAAUGAAGAAUGAAAUAAAAAUUGAGGCUGAGCCCCAGAUCUCAUAUAUGGAAACAGAAGAGCUUUCAUCAAACCAAGAUGCCACCAUUGUGGAACAAACAGAAGUGAUUCCACUAACAAAUGACCAUGAAGAAAAAGACGGCAGAAAGGCUCAAGGCGAGGACCCGCCUGGAGUUCCUGUGAAAAGUGAAGACUGUGGUGACACAGAAAAUUCUCCAAGUCCUGAUGUUGAAAUGAAUAGUCAGGUUGACAUUGUAAAUGACCCAACAGAGAUUCAGCAAGAAGAUUAACUAAUAGCAGGGGCACAAGAUGAAGCAAAGGAACACAGAAUUGGCAGCAAAUGACAGUCCUCCGUGUCGCAGGCCUCGCCCAGCCCUAGGGGGUGGAAGACAGCCCCCUGUGCUGUGAAGUAGGGGGUGGGGGGUAGGCAAGUCCCACAGAAGGCCAGUGAAUCCUUUGCUUUAAUUUCUCCAGUUGCAUUUUGUUCUGUUUACCUGCAAAAAAAGAAAGAAAGGAAAAAAAAAGAAGUUUCUUUUAAUUUGGGGAGGGGACCCCCGUCAAUGCAUCUCUCAGACGCUAUCCCAGUAACUUCUGUCUUUUUUCUCACAACUUGGCCCCAGGGUCACAGUGACAUAUGCCCCAUUCACAUGCGUAUCCUGGCCCCUGUCUGCUUUCUCAGUUAUUUCACAAAGCUGGUCGAUACCAGUGGUAUCUUCAAAGGAAAUGGAAGAUGACUGGUAAACCUCAGGCUAAAUUUCAGGAGUCAUCAAGCCCAGAACCUGUACACUCCACAGACAAAGGAGGCGGGAUAGAAAAAUGGAAAAACCCUCGGAAAUCACUUGGCUAGUGGUCAGGACGUUGAAUGGAACAUGAUAUUUGAUUUAGGGAUUCUCAAGGUACAGUUUUGUUUUCCACACAGUUUGUGAGGGGCAUGGAAGCAGAAUUUAAGCCAGGGCAGAGCUCAAAGGCAUAGCAAGGAAGCGCUCACCUGGUUCCUGAGGUCUUUACUGUGCACUUCAGCAUGGAGCUCACCAGUGACGUGGGACUCUGCAACACAACUGUACGGGGUGGAAUUUUUCUAGGUGUUUCAGUUAAGAGAGGAGGCUGUUGCAUUCAGGAUCCAAACAUAUGCCUAUGAAUAUUAACAGUUCCACUUGAAAUCUCUCUAUUUAUGCUUUUCAUAAAAGAACAUCCUAUCUUUACCCGAGGUUUGAUGACCCACAGAGCAGAUUCUCAUUUGAAAUUAGAGGCAAUUAGAGAUCUUGCUUGCAAUUCUAGCUUCCUAGUUUGCUUUUAAAUGGCUUCCCGGUUUAUUUCCUGCCAAGUCGGUGACUAAUUUGAUAGCUGGUCCCCUCUCCCAGCAAACCAUUGAUUAUGGUCUUAAAGCAGUGAAAAUACCGGUGGUGCAGUGGGCCCAUGGGGUGAAAGGCCCAGGAGAAAGUCAGAAGUCAUCACAGAGCCAACACAAUGACCGUCAGUAGGCAGAUGCCUGCUUCCCACAGCCUCCCUGGGUUCUCAGGCCAGUCUUUUUUUUUUUUCUGUGGAAAUUGAUAUCAUUUUUUGCACAUCUUCUUAAAUCCAUCUUUCUUAUAAAGGAUUUAGAACUGUAAGUUAUAUAUUUUUUAUUAGUAGAAUAAGAAAAAGGAAUGGGACAAACUGAGUAUUCUGAAAACAAAAGGAUAUUCUGCUUUCUAAAUAUUUCAUGGAGUUCUUAAGUUUUAUUCUUUCCUUCAUGGAAAAUACAUUUUCUUAUCCUCCUAUGAACUUUGUUUUGGCUUUCGGAAUUUGUUGCCCCUGUGGAUGGCUUAUUUGGUAUAUUGAAAUAAUUAGCAAGUUGUACUUCUAAAUAUGCAAUGUAUUUUAACAUCCUGAACUUUUUUCUCUUUAAAGCUGAUC